AAACUAUACAAACGCAAAAUAUGAAAUAAUAAUAAAAUAAUUAAACUUGAGAUUCAAAAACUGCACCAAAAGAAGCAUCUAAGCUUCUUCUACCUCUCCUCAAUCCCUGUAACUCUCUCUCUCUCUCUCUCUCUCUCUUGUUGUCUCUCCUUUUGAGAUCUUAACUAUGGAUUCUCUAUAAAAACCUUCUUUUUAUCUCUGUAUCUCUUCCUGUAAGUUCUUAAUGAGCUUUGUACCUAAAGCUGUUCUUUAAUGUUUUAAAUGCCUCUCUGUUUCUUUUACAGCUUUUUCACAAUCUCUGUAAUUUCUGCUUCCUUUCAUUAUUUCAUUUCCUUUACUUAUCACUGUGCCAUUAGGUCUUGAUUUAAAUUUUUAAACCUUUAUUUAUAUCUUUCUUCCUCCCUUGCUUUUUUCUGUCUUCUCGUCAAAUUUCAAAACUAUAUGGCUUCAACCAUAAAUCAAACACCUUAUUUGAUUGAGAAAAGGCCAUUGACACUCAAGGAUUACCUUAGGGAUGAUCUCAGUUCAUGUUCAUCCAACGGCUUCAAAUCUUUCCCUCGCCGACAAUGCUGCAACACCGUCAGAUUUCUUCUCGAGACCGAUCUCAACACCAACGCGAAACAGCGACGUCGUCGUGAUCAACAAAUUUUCAAAAGAAGUAGAUCAUCUAAAGCAGCUUCAUCAACAAUUUCCGCUCUUCAAAAGGCAUCAGAGGCCGUCAUUAAUGCUGUUAAGUUACUUCCAUUUCCUUCCUCUUCUUCUAUCAAGACUCCAUCACCAUCCGUACAAACUAGAACCAGAAAGGGAGGGAUUCUGCUUCCUCGAAGCCUUUCGAGAAAGCUGUUCAAGAAAAGUUUCUGGAGGAAAGAUAGUCAUACAGAAAGACAAGAUAUAGAGAUCAAACGGUGGAGAUUGUUUCGUGAGUUCCUUGCGGAACGAGAUAAACCGUCCGGUCACUCCAGCUCCACUGUUACAACCGCAUUUACCACCACCGGACUCUCAAGGAGUUCAAGCAGUAACAGCUGGACAGAGAGCGAAUUUACUCGUCACAGCGGUAAUUCCGAGAGUUACAGCUGCCGAAAUGCCGCCGCAGAAGGUGAAAAAGAUUUACCGAGCGAGAAGAAAGUCAGCGGGGGAGUAGGCGUAGCAGUCGGUGAGGAUGCGAUCACCCACUCGGUCGAAAAUACAAAGGAGUGGCCCAAUGAGGAGGAGAAGGAACAAUUUAGUCCAGUUUCUGUGCUGGACUGUCCUUUCCAAGAUGAAGAAGAGAUUAGCUCUCCUUUCCACACUAGUCUUGUCCGCAUGGAAGGAGCUAAAAAGAAACUCAUGGCAAAGAUCAGAACAUUUGAGAGCCUUGAUCAGCUAAAACCAUUGAAUUUGGAAAAGCAAAUUGAAUUGGCAGAUUUAGAAGAUGACUCGCUUGACAAAUUCUCCACACAAGCUUGUUCAUUGUCCAAUGAAGUAGAAAAAUGUACAGAAAGAGAAGCUGAUGAGCUCCUUAAGCUUGUCAAGGCAACAACACCAUCAAAUUCAAAGGCAGAUACUAUGUUGCUCGACUUCUUCAAAGAGAAAAUUCUUGAAAACAAUACAAAUGAUAAUAAGAUUUUGGGAUACAAAGAAUUCAAGAAAGAAUUAGAGGCAGCCCAAGACUGGAUAAAUGGGGACCCAAAAGAAAUGAUUUUAGGAUGGGAAGUGAAGGAUAACAGACACAUCUAUAUUAAAGAUAUGGAGAGAAAUGGGAAAUGGAGAAAUUUUGGUGAAGAAAAAGAAGAGUUAGUUUUAGAGUUGGAGCUAGAGGUUUUUACUUCUUUGGUGGAUGAAGCCUUACUUGAUCUUCUAAUUAGUUAAUUAAUCUCAGUUGUAGUGGAUAGUUCAAUAAAUAAUAUUUUUGUUAAAUAUUAGAUGAACUCAAGGUUGUUUUACUCAUUUGGAGGCAGGAAUUUAGCUUGAAUGAUUAAAGCCACCUUGAAGCAUAUGCACUAAAGAGAGAAUCAAAUUUUUGUUUUCUUAUUAGUUUUUGUAGCAGUAAGACAAAAGAUGGGCAAGGUUUGAUACUAGAAAUAUCAUAUAUAUGUAAUGUAUGUAUAUUUCUUACAUUUUUAUGACAA
This is a messenger RNA of Jatropha curcas, 2108 nucleotides long. Its product is annotated as GAR2-like protein. The record is from RefSeq and is a predicted model, not a curated record. Lineage: Eukaryota; Viridiplantae; Streptophyta; Magnoliopsida; Malpighiales; Euphorbiaceae.